Molecule: messenger RNA, 1841 nt
Organism: Loa loa (African eye worm)
Lineage: Eukaryota; Metazoa; Nematoda; Chromadorea; Rhabditida; Onchocercidae
Exons: 13
Coding region: 137-1663 (508 amino acids)
Biological process (GO): regulation of transcription by RNA polymerase II; negative regulation of DNA-templated transcription
Cellular component (GO): transcription regulator complex; histone deacetylase complex
Molecular function (GO): transcription corepressor activity; sequence-specific DNA binding
Source: RefSeq, a predicted model, not a curated record
UGCUGAGGGUGCCGAGAAAUGGCUAUUGGUCAAGAAAAGAUCAGUGGAUGGACUAAGUUGAGUUGGCUAUCAGGUUGUAGAAGGCAAUUCUUCCAUAUCCGAGAGCAUCAAAAAAUCAUCGAUUUGCAAAGUGGAGAUGAAACCUAAUGAUGAUGCGAAAGUUAAGUUCGAUAUCGGCCAGGAAGUUAAGGAAGGAUCAGAGCAGCCAUCGAAACAGGAUAACGAUGAAGUCGAUGGCGAUGCUGAGAACAUAGUGGAUGAAGAAAACAGUGAUCAGACAGGACUUCAACGUACACCACGAAGUAGCGGAGAUGAUGAGGAAGGGGUGGUGAUGGAGGAGGGUGUACCUGGACCUUCCGAUUUCAACAGGAAUUUGCCCUUUUAUGGAACAGAUCACGCUGCAUUCCACCUACCAACAAAUCUUGAAAUUCGUGAAGGUGUCGACUACCAGUGUCCGGUGCAAGACUGGACAACAGACGAUGAUUAUUACGAUGACACAGAACGUGAAACUUGCGUUUGGCGACCGACAAAUCUCUUGGAAGUUGCGGAAAUUAAUGAUUACCUUUCCAUUGCACUUUCAAGCUUUAAUAUUGAACAAGACCGGGCGAUGUUUAUUCUGCAAUCAUCAGAUUAUAAUAUCGAAGAAGCUAAACAUCAGCUCGCUAAACGACGAGUCAAAAAAGAACCAUGGAGUGAGGAAGAUACAACUGUUUUCAAGCAAGCACUACAAACAUAUGGCAAACAUUUUAAUAAAAUCAAGCAAUUGUUGCCACACAAAUCGAUCAAAGAAAUUAUUAACUUUUAUUAUGACAAUAAGAAGAAACUCAAUUUUCGAAGUGUUAUUGAUGUUUUCUUGGAAGAACACAAUCCUGAGUCCAGCUCUGAAGACGGUGAUGUGGACAAUAUAGAGAAGCAAAGCAAUCGAUGUUACAACUGUGAACAGACAACAAAUUUGCGUCAUAUGGGUGAUUUAAAACUUUGCAACGCCUGUUUUAUCCAUUUUAGGAAUUAUCAUCGUCACAGACUGUGCCUGAAACCAAUGAAUUUUGAUGGAAACGCUAACGAAGCUAUGAAGUGUCCUAAAAAUAUAGCAGAAAUCGUGGAACGAUUUGUGGAGUUUGCAACUGAGGAAGAGGAUACUCCACAGUCAUCAUCAUUAAAGAAAAGUGUUGCUGAAGUGGAAGACGAUGACGAUUUACAGAUUGUUAGUGUUAUUCGACCACCGGAAAUGCGAUACACACGGAUCUUAAAACAGUUAGAACGGGAAGAAAUGCUUGCACGGGGAAACUGCGUAAGACUGGAGCAUACAUUACGAAUUCAAUUUGAAAAGGAGUUAAACGAAAAUAUGGAGCGUUAUCGAAUUGGUCGGCUUCCGUCGUCUGCAGCUUCUGGUCGCCCUCGACGUUCUCCGUCAUGGUCCUACAAAGAAAAAUGGCAGGCUUUGUUUGCAUUUCAACGAUAUGGAAAGGAUUUCGAUGCUGUCGCAGAAGUGCUGGAAAGUAAGACUCCGGAUAUGGUGAAAGCUUUUUAUUAUGAAAUGCGAGAAAAAAUUGACGAUAUGAUCAGCAAAACCAGUGACUAUUAUCGCAAGCUAGCUGACACUUAUGAUUUUGAACGGAAGGUCGAAGUUGAUACAUCAAAUGAAGUUGUUGAUGUCGAAUAAAAGUAGUGCAUUUUCUUACCGAAGAUGGAAAUAGCAAUUAAUUCUUUUUGAUUUCUGGCAUGGCAGUGUCCUUAAAUUAUUAAUUCUCGACAUAUCAAAAGAGUUAUGUUAGAAGCCCUGCUCAGCAUUGAAUGGCUUGGGUUGUUAAUUGUAAAGUAGUUUGGUUUUGAAUAUCGAG